AUGUCGGUGUCUCGCACUGUUCAGCAGGUUUCUAAGCGCGGUCUCGCAGCUACAACCAAAGUUGCCCAAGUCGAUGCGAAAACGGACUCGUUUGCCUUUGGCAUCAUGCAGGGACGAGUUAACCCCCAGCAUAUGUUCCCCUACCCAGACGUACUUCCCGAAGAAAACAAAGAAAACCUCACCGCCAUGGUCGACGCCUUCUCCAGCUUUUUCGAAAACGAAAACGACCCCCUUCACAACGACCAAAUCGCUACGGUUCCCGACGAAAUCAUGCAAGGCGCCGCGGAAAUGGGUGCAUUUGGUCUCCAAGUUCCCGAGGAAUUGGAGGGUCUCGGACUUAACAAUACAGAAUACGCCAGAUUAACUGAAAUCGUUGGAGAGAAUGAUUUGGGCUUUGGAAUUGUUAUGGGCGCUCAUCAGUCUAUCGGUUUCAAGGCAAUUCUUAUUUGUGGAAACGAAGAGCAAAAGGCCAAAUAUUUACCUGACGUCGCCACUGGUCGAAAAUACGCUGCCUUCGCCCUGACUGAACCCGGUUCUGGAUCCGACGCUGCCUCAAUUCAAACUCGAGCUACUCCCUCUGAAGACGGAAAGACGUACUACCUCAACGGCGGAAAAGUGUGGAUCUCGAACGGUGGCUUCGCCGAAAUCUUCACUGUCUUUUGCAAAGUUCCAGAAGUGCAAGAAGAUGGAACAACUAAGGAUAAGAUGGCUGCCUUCAUCGUUGAGCGAGCCUUUGGCGGCGUUACCAACGGUCCUCCAGAGAAGAAGAUGGGCAUCAAAUGCUCCAAUACGGCCGAAGUUUACUUCGAUAACACCCCAAUUCCAGCAGAGAAUCUUAUUCGAAAUGUUGGCGACGGAUUCAAGGUUGCGAUGGAAGUUUUGAACAACGGUCGAUUCGGUAUGAGCUCUUGCCUAGCUGGCACUAUGCGAAAACUAACCAAGCGUGCUGCUGAAUUCGCUUACAACAGAAAGCAAUUCAAUGACAAGAUUUACAACUAUGGCGCGAUUCAGGAGAAACUCGCUCGAAUGGCCGCUGAGCAGUAUGCGGUCGAGUCCGUUGCAUAUCUUAUCUCACAAGCCAUGGAUUCCAAAGCCGAAAACUAUCACCUCGAAGCCGCUAUUGGCAAAAUCUUUGGUUCCGAAAAAGCGUGGCAAGCCGCUGAUGAAUGCAUCCAGACCAUGGGUGGAAUGGGAUUCAUGUACGAACAGGGUGUCGAAAAGAUCAUGCGAGAUCUGAGAAUCUUCCGUAUCUUCGAGGGCACCAACGACAUUCUCAGACUGAUGAUUGCUCUCCAGGGUAUGCAGGUGCAGGGCAAAUUGCUCAAAGCGGACAAAUCGAUGGCGGUCAAAGCGAUGAUUGCGGGCAAGACUGGAUUCUCUGUCGCCGGAUCAGCCGGUGGAAAGUUGGCAUCGCUCUCCUGCAGCCAGCUCUCAUCCGAGGCAAAAGCCAUUGAAGAGUGCAUUAACGCCUUCCACGUCGCCUCGACAAACCUCCUCGUCGAGCACCAGAAAAAAAUCAUGUCCCGCCAGUUCGAGCUCAAACACGUUGCCGACUGCAUGAUCAACAUUUACUCCGCCUCCGCUGUCCUUUCUAGAGCCACCGCCGCUGUCAACCUCGGAAAACCAAAUGCUGACCACGAAAUCGACCUCGCGCGAAUUUACAUCAACGAAGCUACCCUCCGAGUGAAGAGAAGUAUCGAAGAUAUUAACAACGGCGAGCUUCAUUCCGCCAUGGCCAAGGUUGGUGUUCAAAUUGCCGAGGCUGAAGGCUCGCAUGGGCACCCUCACGAUGGUUACGGCUCUGACGAGUCUGGAGAGUACGAUCGUCUGGGCUUCGAUCCGCCGCCAGGACAGAACGACGGAGGAAUGGGAUCAAUCAGCAGGCUACCCCCGCAUCAGAGAUUUUUCCAAGAAGAAUUUGGACCAGGACCUCAAAGAGGGCACCCGCAACAUGGAGGACCGCAGUAUCCCCAUCAUCAAAUGCCUCCAGGACCGAGGGGUCCCCGCCAACCUCAUCAAAUACCUCCGCAAAAUCACAUGCACCAGCGGCCGCAGCAUCCUGGCGUGCAUCAAUCGAUAAGAGAGCUGGAGUACCAAAUCGUCAAAUUUGAAAGAAAUGGGUACCCUGAGAUGGAAGGCGGCGGUGGUGGGCACCACCAUCGUCAUUCGACUUACAACGAAGAGCAGCAGUAUGUUGAGACACUGCGGCGCAAGUUGGACCAGCUGCUCAUGGUCGCCGAGCAAAUGGACCAAACAGCAAGCGGGGCGACGGAAGCUUGGGAGAGUUAUCAAAUGAUGAAGCAGUAUCGGAACCCGCAGCUUAGCCGGAGUCAGUCGAUGCGUUCUCUGAAUCACCAACCCAUGAUGAACCACGGACCUCCUCCUGGACCGGGUCCUGGUCCAAUGAGAGGCCCCGGUCCACGAGGGCCUGGAUACGGACCACCCCCAUCGCAUUUCCAGAAUGGCGGUCCUCCCCCGAAUUAUCAACACCAAGGCCCACCAGCUCGUAUGGGUGGCCCACCGCCCAACCGUCUACCUCAUCAACGUCCACCUCCGCAACACGGUCCACCGCAGCAGGCGUAUGCAAAUGUGAUGUUUGACAAUAACCGCGGCUGGAAUGUCCCUAAUUUCGAUGCCGCUCCUGGGCCCGUUUCUCGGCGAGAUCCUCGCUGGGAGCCGAAGAAACGCGCUGAAAAUAAACGUCCGCCAAAUCAACUUGACAUCGGGCGACAACAGCGAGGGGGAAUCAUUCCGCCAGAAGAGCUUCAACACCGAGUCGAGCAGCAUCAAGCCGAAAAGACUCGCAAUCAAAUGAUGCAGCAAAGAAUACAGCAGUAUGAGCAUCAAGCUCUUCUUUUCCGACAGCAGCAGUUAAAAGCGGAAUCGCCACUUCAAAGCAUUGGCCGCCCAGGGCAACCAAACCAGCAGCAACUUGGACCGCUCCACGAACCCUCAGACAACGGUCCAAUGGGACCGAUUCGAAUGCCAUUCCCUCAUCUUCUUCAUCCUCAUCUUAUGCAGCAACAAGUUCAUCCACACAUGCACCACCAACACCUCCACCAUGGCGGGAUUCCCGCUCACAUGCGUCAUCAGUUUUUCGAUGAUCAUCGACUUGGUACACUUUCAGAGCCUGGCAACAACUUUGCGGAUCUUUCAGAUGUAAAAUCAGAAGCUGGAAAUCAAUCUCUUGCUCAAAAGAACUCCGCAUUUGCCAGAGCAAAGGCCUUAUCGCUCAGUACUCCAGACUUGUCAGGAAACGCCAUUUUCCGCCCGAUCUCGCCUGAUUUAGAAGACCCGACGCUGAUACAUCGCGAGCGCGCUGAAAAGCUUGCAAAAUUGCAGCAACUGGCGGCCAAAAAAACGAACAGAGAGCAUCAAGAGACGGCGACUUCCUCCGCCAAAGUGCAGAAGCCAACGCCGAUCAAGCCCGAGCCAGCUAAAGCAAGCGUUUCGAAGAAACCUGAACGGAAAUUGCAGCGGAAAGUGUCGAUUGAUUCGGACUCAUCUCUUGACUUGCCGAUGAACCAGAAAAUCCUCCCCCGGGCAUCGGCCGUCCUCGCUCCCAAAACGGCUCCAGCCAAACCGACGCUGUCUACUGCUGCAGCGGCGGCCACGCCUUCACCUGCUCCAGAGGAUGAUGGUGGAUCGGUCUUUCUCAAGAGCUUGUCAGCUUUACGGGAUAACUGUUUGAGUCCAGCCGAGGCAGAGGCGAAACAUAAAGACGGAAGACUUUUGGGUGCUCUUGGAAUUUCAGAAAAUCAAAGCUAG
This is a messenger RNA of Oikopleura dioica, 3768 nucleotides long. The record is from the annotation of a GenBank genome assembly. NCBI's taxonomy places the organism in Eukaryota, Metazoa, Chordata, Appendicularia, Copelata, Oikopleuridae.